AACCCGCGAGCUUACACCGGCUUCUCUCUGUCCUCAGCCCGCGCGCCGCCAUCGCCGUCAUGCUGGGCGCCGCUCUCCGCCGCUGCGCUGUGGCCGCAACCACCCGGGCCGACCCUCGAGGCCUCCUGCACUCCGCCCGGACCCCCGGCCCCGCCGUGGCUAUCCAGUCAGUUCGCUGCUAUUCCCAUGGGUCACAGGAGACAGAUGAGGAGUUUGAUGCUCGCUGGGUAACAUACUUCAACAAGCCAGAUAUAGAUGCCUGGGAAUUGCGUAAAGGGAUAAACACACUUGUUACCUAUGAUAUGGUUCCAGAGCCCAAAAUCAUUGAUGCUGCUUUGCGGGCAUGCAGACGGUUAAAUGAUUUUGCUAGUACAGUUCGUAUCCUAGAGGUUGUUAAGGACAAAGCAGGACCUCAUAAGGAAAUCUACCCCUAUGUCAUCCAGGAACUUAGACCAACUUUAAAUGAACUGGGAAUCUCCACUCCGGAGGAACUGGGCCUUGACAAAGUGUAAACCGCAUGGAUGGGCUUCCCCAAGGAUUUAUUGACAUUGCUACUUGAGUGUGAACAGUUACCUGGAAAUACUGAUGAUAACAUAUUACCUUAUUUGAACAAGUUUUCCUUUAUUGAGUACCAAGCCAUGUAAUGGUAACUUGGACUUUAAUAAAAGGGAAAUGAGUUUGAACUGAAAUUAGGUAUUUGUUUCAUGUGUUUGCAUUAAUAAGCAGAAAAUUAAGUGCUGUAUUGGUUUCAUGGUUUUGCUGCCCUCUUACAUGCUGAGAGAACUGUGUUAAUUCUCUGGAAACCAUCUGACAUGAAAAUCAGCUUCAUUAAUAUGUUUGGGUGCCCUAGCUUGUAAAUUAGCUGAAGGCUAGAAGUCAUUUAUAUAGAAUUUUCUUGUUGACACCCUAGGCUUAGGGGACUGGUUGUCUGUGGGGAUAGAUCAAAUUGUGUACCUUUCCAAAACAGGUUUUAAUGAUGUUUAAAAGUGGUCACUGAGAUAGUCUUGAGGAUGUGCUAUGCAGUAGCCAAGCCCUCUUACGGUGUGUUCCUCUCUUAGUGCCCCUUUCCUUUCCUACCUGUUCUUCCCUUGCAGUGGUGUAUUAGCCUUGGACAUUAAAACAUUUGCUUUGUAAAUUUGGAGGCAUUCUGAUUAAACAGCUGAGUAAAACAAA
This is a messenger RNA of Homo sapiens (human), 1173 nucleotides long. It is a transcript of the gene COX5A, whose product is annotated as cytochrome c oxidase subunit 5A. Bases 60 to 512 code for a protein of 150 amino acids. Gene Ontology annotation, cellular component: mitochondrion; respiratory chain complex IV; mitochondrial inner membrane. Gene Ontology annotation, biological process: proton transmembrane transport; oxidative phosphorylation; mitochondrial electron transport, cytochrome c to oxygen. NCBI's taxonomy places the organism in Eukaryota, Metazoa, Chordata, Mammalia, Primates, Hominidae. The transcript has 5 exons. The record is from RefSeq and is marked reviewed.